AUGGCUCAAGAGGGCGUGUGCUGGGGUGUCGACGGCAAGCAGUGGACCAGAAAUAACCGAUUCCCGCGUGUGAAACGAUGCGGCGAUGGCAGCUACUGCUGUUCGGAAGACGAUCCUGGAUGCUGCGCCGGUAAACGCGGUGUCUUCCUCGACUCAAAAGGCAACAUUGAGGAUGACGUGACUUCUUCAACCGAAUCUUUGGUCCAGACCACCUCCUCAGCUGAGACAGUAUCAUCUACAAUCACGGAUGCUUCCGUGACGGCAUCCUCCGAUCCAAGCCCCACGUCAGACGAGACGGAAGAAACGAAUACUGGGACUCCCGAAAACAGUCAAGGCAUGAAGAUCGGACUUGGUGUUGGUGUCCCAGCCGCUACCAUAAUCUCUGGGCUAUCUGUUUGGCUCUUCCUUCGUAAAAAGACUGCCAAACAUCAAAACCAGAGUACAGCUGUUUCGCAUCCCGCGACGUACCAUUACCCACAACCAGGAGGUCCGCCAGACGUCUCCCAGGCACAUCUAUACCAGCAACAAUAUCCUCAGGCAUAUGGGCACUAUCCUGAAGUCGGUGACCAAAGAAGCACCAAGUCUCCUCCUACAGUACAAGAGCUCCAAGGGUGA
This is a messenger RNA of Fusarium oxysporum Fo47, 615 nucleotides long. RefSeq lists its product as uncharacterized. The transcript has 2 exons. The record is from RefSeq and is a predicted model, not a curated record. The coding region runs from base 1 to 615 and encodes 204 amino acids. Lineage: Eukaryota; Fungi; Ascomycota; Sordariomycetes; Hypocreales; Nectriaceae.